GCUGCCAUCAGCGUAUUUCUAAUGAACACAAUUCGCAAUUGCUUUUUAUUUGUCGUCUCCGCUUAGUAAAGGGGAGUGAAUUGUGCGUGAAAAAGUGGUGGAUUUUUUUGUGCGUAAGCCAUUUGAACAUAGCUCGUGUUAUUAUUUUUGUUUGACUGACGUAUCAUUGUAGGAUAUUUAUUUCUGAAGCCAAUUGCUUUUUUGUAUCUUAUACGUUUUAAAGGAAGUUAGCAAAAUUUUCCUGAGGUAGGCAAGUGUAAAAACAUUACAUUUAAAAAUCCAAAGGUGAGUAUAUUUGUUGAUAAAGCUUGGGAUCGUGUGCAGAUUAUUCCACAAGCUUUAUAAAAAGGAAUCCAAAUUUAAAUUGUCUGAUUGCUUUUGCAAUUCCAUUUCGACAUGAAGGUCACGUGUUGUCAGGUGUAAGCGGGCCAGGUGAGAGUGAGGUCCGGGCCAAAUCACAUUGUGUCCAGUCAAGCUCAUCUGGGUCAGGUCAUAUUUUUGUUCCAGAUCAAGGUCAGGUCAGACUUGGACCAUGUUGAGCCAGGUGUCAGGUUAAGCAAAGAGCACGUCGGGGUCAGGUGAGGGUUAGGUAAGAUCACGGCAUGACGGUUACCUACUCCAACAAGGUGGCCAAUGCACGACUCGGGGGCUUCUCACAGCUGCUCCUGAGAUGGAAGGGGUCCAUCUACAAGCUUCUCUACAAGGAGUUCUGCAUCUUCCUCGCCUUGUUCUUCACGCUCAGCAGCGUCUACAGGUACAUGCUUUCGGAAAAUCAGAAAAGAUAUUUCGAGAAGCUCGCGAUGUACUGCAACAAAUACGCGGAGCUCAUUCCCGUCUCAUUCGUGUUGGGCUUCUACGUGACGCUGGUGGUGUCGCGCUGGUGGAGCCAGUACGAGAGCCUGCCGUGGCCCGAUCGUCUCAUGCACCUGGUCGCGUGCAACGUGCACGGCGCGGACGAGCGCGGCCGCCUGCUGCGCCGCACGCUCAUGCGCUACGCCAACCAGUCGGCGCUGCUCAUCCUGCGCUCCGUCAGCACGGCCGUCUACAAGCGGUUCCCUACCAUGGACCACGUCGUUGAGGCCGGCUUCAUGACUCCCGCGGAGCGCCGCAAGUUCGACGGCCUCCGCUCUCCGCACAACAAGUUCUGGGUGCCGUGCGUGUGGUUCGCGAACCUGGCGGCGCAGGCCAAGGCCGAGGGACGCAUUCUCGACAACGUGUCGCUGCAGCUCAUCCUCAACGACCUGAACAACUUCAGAAGUUGCUGCAGCAUGCUGUACAGCUACGACUGGGUCAGCAUUCCCCUGGUGUACACGCAGGUGGUCACGGUGGCAGUGUACAGCUUCUUCCUCGCCUGCCUCAUCGGCCGCCAGUUCCUGGACCCAGCACAGGGCUACCCGGGCCACGACUUAGACCUCUACAUCCCCGUCUUCACCCUCCUGCAGUUCUUCUUCUACGCCGGCUGGCUCAAGGUCGCAGAGCAGCUUAUAAACCCAUUUGGUGAGGACGAUGAUGAUUUUGAAGCCAACUGGUGCGUGGACAGGAAUCUGCAGGUUUCGCUCAUGGGCGUGGACGAGAUGUACCGGGACCUGCCGCCCCUGGAGCACGACGUGUACUGGGACGACAUCUCACCGUGCCCGCCCUACACCGGCGCCAGCUUGGUCCACCACAAAGCCUCCUUCCAGGGCUCCACCUUCGACAUCAGCAUUCCUGCACAGGAGAUGGAGUUCCAACGACUGGAUCACAUCUCGGAGGAAGCCGAGCGAUGCUCGUCUCCAAGCGUUGCUGGCACCAGCGAUGGCAGCCUCACACCGCCGCUGCUGCUGUCGCCACCGGCAGUGCCACCAGCGGGGAGGGGAGGCCCGUCGCGCCCCCGCUCGCUGCUCACCAUGCUGGCUGCGGCCACCAUGCCACCGACAGCGCCAGAUCAUCGCGGCUGGAGCAGCGCGCCACAGACACCCGUGCUAAGACGCACGCAGCCAUUGCUGCCGCUGCCGCCGCCGCCACCACCCAGGGGCCGCCGGUGCGGGUGUGUCGUCAGCCACUCCGAUGGCCUCGUCGUCCCGCUCGGCACAGGGCAGCGAAGCAAGCACGACGCACAGGUCAAUGGGAGCUGCCACGUGGACAUGUCUACUCUUUAAAGUGACGUCCGCUCAACACAUCACGUAGAGCAAUGCUCUAAUAGGACUGGUGUCGAUUCAAAAAUUAAAACAUUACAUGAAUUAUCUAUCUAAACCUUUUAAAUGAUGCUACAUUUCUACUUAAGGUGAUUUCAUCCAACCAGCCACCCAUACCUGCUUCGAAUCACAAUGAAACAUACGGGUUAAUUGCAUGAGCUUACUUCAGUGUGCAAUUGUCAUAUAUUAGGCAUAUGAAACACCCGUGCAGAACUUGUCUUCUGAUGUUCAAAGAAUAAUUUGCAUUAAAAGCCUCCCCAAUACGACAUCAUCACGAUCCACGGGCAGGUAGCCCGUCGUUGUCCACUGCACAUUUAGCCAUACUCUUUGGUUCUUUCGGUAAAGUCACGUAGGUAGAAAAAUAAUAGAUCACGACGUUUCGAUCGCAACACAAGCAAUCGUCAUCAGGUGGGACAACCACAGCAAUAAAACACUGCUGAAGUAGGCGAGAGAUCUGCCGUGGGUGGGAGAGAGAAGGGGGGGGGGGCUGAAAGUGGACCCCGCAGCAGCACCCGGGUCACUGGAAUAGAGAUCGGAGGGAGAUGCACAGAGAGAGAAAGACACACAGAGAGUCGGAAAUAACAGCUGACAUAGGCAGGUAGGAUGGAAACAUCACUGUCAGUUAAGACUUUACCUGGUUCAUAACGUCCUUCCAAUGAUUGCUCAGUUUGUACCCAUCUUCUCGGUUGAAGUUGUGUCUGUGUUUUAAUAUCUGGAUGGCUUCAUGAACAAAUCUCUGAUAAUAGCCAGUGGGUUUGCAAAGUACCUUCGUCCUGGAAAAGUCAAUUUCGUGUGAGCCCACUGCGUUAAAACAAUGAUCAGCAACGCCAGAGGUAUUGGUCCCACCGUGUUUCAGAUCUGCCUUGUGUUCGCGAACGCGGUCCGAGACAUGUCGUUUCGUUUCCCCAAUGUAACUGCUGCCGCAGCCACAACUUCGUUUGUAGACACCAGGGUAUUGCAUAUCAGGAAUCACAUCCUUUACAGAUGGGAUCAAAUCACGGAUUUUGUGUACUGUGUUGAAACGAACCUGGAUCUUGUGUUUGUUUAAGAUUUUGGAAAUAUUUUUGGUAACCCCUGCUAUGUAUGGCAAAGUGAUGGUAUUGGUUUAAAUUUGUAUUUUGUCUUGUGCCAAUAUGCUCAAGUAGUGCACAUCUUUCUGGUACCAAUCUCUUGUCAUCACACCAUUCUGUUAAGUAUUCCUCUCUUUCCAUUUGGGGCCGUCCAUAAAUGACGUCACGCACCUGGGGAGGGGUCAGACAUUUGUGACGAUGU
Lethenteron reissneri (Far Eastern brook lamprey) is the source of this 3446-nucleotide messenger RNA. RefSeq names its product bestrophin-2-like. Lineage: Eukaryota; Metazoa; Chordata; Hyperoartia; Petromyzontiformes; Petromyzontidae. Gene Ontology annotation, molecular function: chloride channel activity. The record is from RefSeq and is a predicted model, not a curated record.